UCUGUGAUCACUGUUCAGUAAUGUAAAAACCGAGAGUCUGGUGAAAGAGAGGGAAAUGGCGGGACUGAGAAGACUGGCGCAAUUGAAACCGAUAGCCGUAGAAGCGGCGGCCGGAACAGUUUUCGCCGCGAAGUUCCUGUGCGGCCUUCAUGUCGCCAACACUUACGUCUGCACCGCCGCUCUCACCUACGGUCCCAGCAUGCUCCCUACUCUGAAUCUAACCGGCGAUUUCAUUUUGGCCGAGCGAGUCUCCACUCGCUUUGGCAGAGUCGGCGUCGGAGACAUUGUCCUCGUGAGGUCCCCUGAGAACCCUCGGAAAGUGAUGGCGAAGCGCUUGAUGGGCAUGGAGGGCGACUCUGUUACCUAUGUUGUGGAUCCGAAGAACAGUGAUAGGUGCGAAACUGUUGUGGUUCCCAAGGGCCAUGUUUGGAUAGAGGGAGAUAAUAUUUAUGAUUCAAAUGAUUCAAGACGUUUUGGGGCUGUCCCAUAUGGUCUUCUGCAAGGGAAAAUAUUCUGGAGGAUAUGGCCACCUAAAAGUUUUGGACCGUUGGAGAAGAGAAAAUCGAAUGAGACUGUUUUGUGAGAUGUAGGUGUUGUAUUCAUCAAUAUUGCUUCACCUCUAGAUGUAGGUGAUUUACGAAGACGUAUCGGUAUUCUUCAUCUUGUUAUGAAUCUUCAUUAGUUCAUUCCAGAAUUCUUUCUGUAUUUCUCAUUAUCUAUUGAAGCCUUGCUGAUUGAAUGUUCCUGUUCUCUUCCUCCAUCACAACUCAUCUCUCAAACAUUUUCCAAUCUCAUGUUAAACUAUGAACGACAAUCAAACAGAGUCAUUGAGAAGGGAUCCAUAGCGUAUGUAACAUGUUCUCCAUUUUGUUGUAAGAGGAUGUCCGUUUUUUUAAUCGACAACGUUGUAAUCUUCCUUGGUCUAGUAUGAUCUUUGUUAUUGUUUCCUUGCCAAAAUAUAUGUGUAGAAGUACGAUCUCUUUUUGUUAAACUUGAACAGGAGUUUGGAUGAGGAUCA
Messenger RNA from Momordica charantia (bitter melon), 1018 nucleotides. Its product is annotated as mitochondrial ATP-independent inner membrane protease subunit 1a. Gene Ontology annotation, molecular function: serine-type endopeptidase activity. Lineage: Eukaryota; Viridiplantae; Streptophyta; Magnoliopsida; Cucurbitales; Cucurbitaceae. The record is from RefSeq and is a predicted model, not a curated record. Gene Ontology annotation, cellular component: mitochondrial inner membrane peptidase complex; membrane.